AAGCAAUAAGCAAGAGCAAUUGAUUUUCCGAGCUUUUGACAUAAACAUAAUGAAGUGACUGGAGCGUGAAAACAGAUGCAGUGAAGUUUAAAAUUCAUUAGGUAUUUUUUGACCUUGGUUUGAAGCCAAACAUUUGCAUCACUGAUCACAAUUAGAGUGUUAGCUUUGGCGGACGCGAUUGCUUUCAAGCAAAGUGGCUUUUCCAGAGAGGGUGAAAUGCUAGAUUUCGUAAGCACGUAACCAUGUCUGCAAGAGGAGUGUUGGUUUUUAUGGUAGCACUGCUUUCUUUUGUCCUUGGUGCCUCAAUCAAGGAAUCGGGAGAAAAUUUAUCCGAGCAAGCAGAAUGCCGUGGUGCGUGUAGUCUGGCUCGAGACGAGCGAUCCAGGACAGGAGUUAAGGUUUUAAGAGCCCUCUCUUGUAAGCACUGCCUGAACAGGAGGAAAGGUAAACAAUGGCUACAAGAGAGGACGAAGGAUCGACUUUUUUUCAUUGCAACGACCUUCACGAAACGCCAUCGAAGAUCUAUCUUUCUCGACCCAAGUCUUCCAACGUCAUCCACAGCGCUUAAACCAUCAGAUUGUGUGGCCAGCAGUGAAGACAAUUCAGUUCCUGAAAUGGUUAUCCCAUCCAAGGUCGACGUAGCCUUUGGACAAUAUGAAAAUACCAGCUACUGGUAUGUGAAUGUAUCAUGGACUCCAAUGAACGAUUCCUCUGGACACUUAUAUGGUGCUCUACUUAGUCUAGCCCUAAAUUUCAAAAACGACGUAAAUUGCACUGUACUGCGAAUGAAUCAAACGUUUCUCAACAUAAAUAUAUCCUUUUAUGGCUAUAGCUAUCCGGGACCUGUUUAUCUAUGGAUUCAUGGUCUUCCUUACCGCAAAAAAGUAAUGGAAACGGCUACAUACUACCCAAGUAAGUUUGAAUUACUUCAUGUUGAGCCUAAUGGACAAUGAUUGC
This is a messenger RNA of Orbicella faveolata, 957 nucleotides long. RefSeq lists its product as uncharacterized. Lineage: Eukaryota; Metazoa; Cnidaria; Anthozoa; Scleractinia; Merulinidae. Gene Ontology annotation, biological process: signal transduction; inflammatory response. The record is from RefSeq and is a predicted model, not a curated record. Gene Ontology annotation, cellular component: plasma membrane. Gene Ontology annotation, molecular function: signaling receptor activity.